This is a messenger RNA of Podarcis raffonei (Aeolian wall lizard), 960 nucleotides long. Its product is annotated as disintegrin and metalloproteinase domain-containing protein 21-like. The annotation marks the transcript as partial. The record is from RefSeq and is a predicted model, not a curated record. The transcript has a single exon. Gene Ontology annotation, cellular component: external side of plasma membrane; sperm head plasma membrane; plasma membrane. Gene Ontology annotation, biological process: male gonad development. Lineage: Eukaryota; Metazoa; Chordata; Lepidosauria; Squamata; Lacertidae.
GUGGAAGAUGAAGAGCAAUGCGACUGUGGCUCACCAGCUAAGUGUAAGUCAGAUCCAUGUUGCCAAUCUAAUUGUAGGUUGAGUCCAGGUGCCACUUGUGCUUUUGGACAGUGCUGCACUAAGUGUCAGUAUCUUCCAGCUGGAACUAUUUGCAGAGCGAAAACUAGCAACUGUGAUCUUCCUGAGUACUGCAACGGGUCAUCACAAUUGUGUCCUGAAGAUGUUUAUAUGCAAGAUGGUGCCCCAUGCAAUAGUGCUGUACACUGUUAUCAUGGGAAUUGCGCUACUCACAGUGAGCAGUGCAAAAUGAUCUUUGGCAAGAAAGCAUCAGCUGCUUCAGACAAUUGCUUCAAAGUAAUGAAUGCUCGUGGUGAUCGCUUUGGCAACUGUGGCCUGGGACUUGGAACUUACAAGAAAUGUAAUGCUGAGAAUGUCCUGUGUGGGCAAAUCCAGUGCGCUAACGUGCAGACACUUCCUUCUUUGGUGGAACACCGCACCAUAAUUCAAACCUUAAUUGGCAGUACCCAAUGCUGGGGUGCAGAUUACCACUUUGGAAUGGAUAUAAUCGAUACUGCAGCAGUGAGAGAUGGCACCCCUUGUGGGACUGGCAUGUUGUGCAUUAGUAGGGAAUGCAAGAGCAUGUCCCUCUUGAAGUAUGAUUGUAAUGUGUCAAAGUGCCAUAAUCGGGGGAAAUGCAACAACCACAAACAUUGUCAUUGUGAUUAUGGCUGGGCUCCUCCUGACUGUCUCAAUAAAGGCUACGGUGGCAGCAUUGACAGUGGACCAGCUCCACAAGGCAUGAGUGGUACCGUGAUAGCAAUUAUUGUAGGAACUGCAUUUUUCAUUUUUGCUGCUAUUGGCCUGACUUUGUUUUACAGGACUAUACUGCUAUAUCACUUAAGAAGACUGAUUUCAAGAGUCCAUCCAAUAGAAUCAAUGCAGGAAGUAAGCACACAGUAG